GGUAGAGAAGUCCCGGGUGCUUGUGCGGAGGUGGAGCAUCUUCUGGCGGUAAUGAAGGCGCGUGUGAUGUUCGAGCUCAGACGGCGUCUAUGAAGAUCGCCUUGCCGUCGAUCGUCGAGAUUAAGAUGCUCCAAUUAUAUCUCACUAUACCCCCCUCGGAUGAGAAAGGAGACAAUAAGUUAGUUGAUCAGACAAAAUCUUAUUUAAAGGAGCUAGAAUCUGUUUUAUGGUCUUUGAUAUCAUCUGGGCAUCGAUCUGAAGCUCGCCUUUGGCUUUGCAACUCACUUAAAGACAUAAGUUCUGUGACUCCCCGUCAUCACCAAGAACUAUUUCUGGCCUUGUUAAGGUCAAAGAAAGUCAAACAGCAGCGUCUGGCGGCACAAAUUUUUCAAUUAAUUUUUGACAAGCAUCCACACCUAGCUGGACCAAUCAUUUCAAAGAAAAGUUACUUGCUAGAAGAUUUCUUUAAAGGGAACUCAAAGCAUAUAUUGCAGUGGUUCUCUAACUUUGGAGGUUCUGUUGGUAUGCACGGUAAGGGAGCUAAGGCACUUUCCCAAUUCGCCUUUGUGAAUCGUGACAUUUGUUGGGAGGAACUUGAGUGGAGGGGCAAACAUGGGAAAUCACCAGCCAUGGUUGCCACAAACCCUCAUUACUUUCUUGAUCUAGAUGUCGAGAGAACUGUAGAGAACUUUGUUGAAUACGUACCUGAAUUCUGGUCAUCUGCUGACUUUUCAGAGUCAUUAAAAGAUGGUGCAAUUUUGUCAAUCGAUAAGAAUUUUUUCAUUGAAAUGUUUCUUGACCUACUGUACAAAGAAAAUAUGAAGGAUGUUUGGGAAAUUAUAGAUACUUUUCUGAAGGAAGAGUCUUUUUCAACUCUAUGUCAUCACCUUCUUGUUGCGCUUGAGGAGGAAGAACUAUCUGUUUUCUUAGAUUUGAUCCCCAGAUAUCUUAACCCAUGUGUGGAAACCAUGAAGUGUGAUAAACCAUCUUCUUGGCUUGAGGUGAUGCUUGCGAAGUGCCACGACAAUAAUUCUAUCGAUCAGCUACUCUUGUUGGAUGCCAUUACAAUUCAAAGCCGUAAACUUUUGUUACUAGUCCGUGAAGAAGCUGGUGAGGAGGAAAAAGAAAAAAUAAAAAAUAUUGCUUCCCAGAUUUGUACACUCAAGAAUAUUGGCUUUGAUACAAUUCUCAAAGAUUGUGCUAAAAGGAAAUCUUUAGAGAUGCUGAAAUUGAUGGGUUUGCAGGCUUGGGCUAUGCAUUAUCAACUCUUAGAAGCAUUUCAGACCAUUGAUUCUUGGGAAUCCUUGUUUGCUUUUAAUAGAAUAGGUUUUCAGAAGUGUGGAAAGUACUCAUUGUUAAAUCAUUAUGAAAUUCUGGGAGAGAGUGAGUCUGAUGGAGAUUUGAGGUCUUCAAGUAGAUCUAAACGAAAGAGGAGUAGAACUUAUCACAAGAAGAAAAAGAGUUGGAAUUUUGACUCCAAGGAGAUGGUAGAUUUUGAGGAUGGUGUGUUAGAUGUUUUGCAAAAUAAGGAUUGUAAUUGGUUGCUUUCGACUGAUGGAUAUUCCUUCACUUGGAGCAGUGCGGACUUACCAGGGCAUUUGUCGAAUUACUGUUUUUUUACAUGGUUGAAAUUCAUCUUCAGCAAGUGAAGAUAUUUUUACGCUAUGGUUUGCCACAAGAGUGUGUGAUUGGCCAAUGACUCAUCUGAUUACCUAAAACCUCUUUCAUUCUGGCCACAUUGUGAUCAAAGGGUUGCCAUAUCACGGAUUACCCCAUGAGAGAAAGAAUGUUUUGUCCACGCAGUGUUGGUGAAUGCACAUGAAUCUGGACUACCAAGUUUUGGUGUAACACAAACUUCAGAGCUCUACUGACAUGCUUUGUUUAUGUCUUAGUUCUUCCUAUUACUGGGAUAUGGCUUUUGGAAUGUCACAGUGACCUGUUUGUGAUCUUUCAUCUUCACAUAAUUGAAGUUGGGUGUUAUUAUGUCGUGUGACAAUGGUAGGAUAUCAGAACCAAAUAUGCUGCAACAAACCUUGAUUUUACAGGUGGUUAUUGUAUAUAUAAAGAUUACCAAAUUAUACAUAUUUUCUAAAAUGAGUUGAAUAAUUAUGGUAACUUAGAAGCAUUGGUCUGGAAGGGGGGAGGCGGCAGCGCAACCUCCCAUUGGUCAUCUUCCCAGCCUGUGUUUGCCCCUGUCUGUAGUGCGCCCUAAAACAUUAGGGUUUAUGUAUAGUCAAGAAAUAUGGAAACUCCCAACUUUAUAAAUACUUACCGUAUACCUAACUAUUAAGAUGUGAUUCAGUAACUUUUGAUUAUGGUUGUGUUCACAUUAUUAAGUAGUGGCUAAUGCCUAAUGGCUAUAUGUAUAUUUAUGUAGUUAGUAUGUGAUGUAAACUUCAAACACAAUUAUAAUCAAUAAAAUUUGUAAACUCAUUUUUGUCUA
Cuscuta europaea is the source of this 2443-nucleotide messenger RNA. Lineage: Eukaryota; Viridiplantae; Streptophyta; Magnoliopsida; Solanales; Convolvulaceae. The record is from the annotation of a GenBank genome assembly.